GGUGGCGGCGGCGGCCGGGCUGCGGGCAAGCAGAGCGACGCGCAGUGCUGAGCCCGGCGCCCACCGUGGAGCCAUGGAGAUCGGCACGGAGAUCAGCCGCAAGAUCCGGAGUGCCAUUAAGGGGAAAUUGCAAGAAUUAGGAGCUUAUGUGGAUGAAGAACUUCCUGAUUACAUUAUGGUGAUGGUGGCCAACAAGAAAAGUCAGGACCAAAUGACAGAGGACCUGUCCCUGUUUCUAGGGAACAACACAAUUCGAUUCACCGUAUGGCUUCAUGGUGUAUUAGAUAAACUUCGCUCUGUUACAACUGACCCUUCUAGUCUAAAGUCUUCUGAUACCAACAUCUUUGAUAAUAACGUGCCUUCAAACAAGAGCAGUUUCAGUCGGGGAGAUGAGAGAAGGCACGAAGCUGCAGUGCCACCCCUUGCAGUUUCUAGCACUAGACCUGAAAAAAGAGAUUCCAGAGUUUCUUCAGGUUCCCAGGAGCAGAAGACUACUACUGUCAGACAGACUUAUGAUGAUGGAGCUGCAACCCGACUAAUGUCAACAGUGAAACCUCUGAGGGAGCCAGCACCCUCUGAAGAUGUGAUUGAUAUUAAGCCAGAACCAGAUGAUCUCAUUGAUGAAGACCUCAAUUUUGUGCAGGAGAAUCCCUUAUCUCAGAAAAAACCUACAGUGACACUUACGUAUGGUUCUUCUCGCCCUUCUAUUGAAAUUUAUCGACCACCUGCAAGUCGAAAUGCAGAUAGUGGUGCUCAAUUAAAUAGGUUGCAAUUUCAACAGCAGCAAAAUAGUAUUCAUGCUGCCAAGCAACUCGAUAUACAGAACAGUCGGGUGUAUGAAACAGGACGUUUGUGUGAACCAGAAGUGCUUAACAGCUUAGAAGAGACUUAUAGUCCCUUCUUCAGAAACAACUCAGAAAAAAUGAGUAUAGAGGAAGAAAACUUUCGGAAGAGAAAGUUGCCUGUGGUAAGUUCAGUUGUUAAAGUAAAAAAAUUCAAUCAUGAUGGAGAAGAGGAGGAGGAAGAUGAUGAUUGUGGGUCUCGUACAGGAAGCAUCUCCAGCAGUGUGUCAGUGCCAGCAAAGCCUGAAAGGAGACCUUCACUUCCACCUUCUAAACAAGCUAACAAGAAUCUAAUUUUGAAGGCUAUAUCUGAAGCUCAAGAGUCUGUAACAAAGACAACUAACUAUUCUACAGUCUCACAGAAACAGACACUUCCAGUUGCUCCCAGAACUCGAACUUCUCAAGAAGAAUUGCUAGCAGAAAUGGUCCAGGGGCAAAGCAGAACUCCCAGAAUAAGCCCCCCGGUUAAAGAAGAGGAAAUAAAAGGAGAUAACAUAGAAAAAAGUCAAGGAACGCAACAGAGGCAGUUGUUAUCCCGCCUGCAGAUUGACCCAGUAGUGGCAGAAACUCUGCAGAUCAGUCAAGAUUACUAUGACAUGGAAUCCAUGGUCCAUGCAGACACAAGAUCAUUUAUUCUGAAGAAGCCAAAGCUGUCUGAGGAAGUAGUAGUGGCACCAAACCAGGAGUCGGGGAUGAAGACUGCAGAUACCCUUCGGGUACUUUCAGGACACCUUAUGCAGACACGAGAUCUUGUACAACCAGAUAAACCUGCAAGUCCCAAGUUUAUAGUGACGCUGGAUGGUGUCCCCAGCCCCCCAGGAUACAUGUCAGAUCAAGAGGAGGACAUGUGCUUUGAAGGAAUGAAACCUGUAAACCAAACUGCAGCCUCAAACAAGGGACUCAGAGGUCUCCUCCACCCACAGCAGUUGCACUUGAUGAGCAGGCAGCUUGAUGACCCAAAUGGUAGUUUUUCAAACGCUGAGAUGAGUGAGCUGAGUGUGGCACAGAAACCAGAAAAACUGUUGGAGCGCUGCAAGUACUGGCCUGCCUGUAAAAAUGGGGACGAGUGUGCUUACCAUCAUCCUGUUUCACCUUGCAAAGCCUUCCCCAAUUGUAAAUUUGCUGAAAAAUGUUUGUUUGUUCAUCCAAAUUGUAAAUAUGAUGCAAAAUGUACUAAACCAGAUUGUCCCUUCACUCAUAUGAGUAGAAGAAUUCCAGUACUGCCUCCAAAACCAGCAGUUACAACACCAGCACCACCUUCUAGUAGUCAGCUCUGCCGUUACUUCCCUGCUUGUAAGAAAAUGGAAUGUCCUUUCUAUCAUCCAAAACACUGUAGAUUUAACACUCAGUGUACAAGACCUGACUGCACAUUUUAUCAUCCCACCAUUACUGUACCACCACGACAUGCCUUGAAGUGGAUUCGACCUCAAACCAGUGAAUGACACCCAGUCCUUCCUGGCAGAAGAUCAUGGGGUUUGAAAGUCUCCAUCUACUGAUGAAAGAUACUCUACAGAACUUGUCAAAUCUUUGAAACUUGGAAUAUAUUGCUUUCACAAUAUGAAGUUUAUUGCCUAUUUGAAGUGUUUAAUUUUUCAAGUUUGUAAGUUUAUUAAGUGGUUUUAACAUUGGGUGUUUUUUGUUGUUUGUUUUGACUAUGAAAAGACAGUUUAAGGAAAAGCUAAAUUCUAUUAAAACAUUUGAGGUGUGGUUGUA
Messenger RNA from Diceros bicornis minor, 2555 nucleotides. RefSeq names its product zinc finger CCCH-type containing 14 (gene ZC3H14). Gene Ontology annotation, biological process: regulation of mRNA stability. The transcript is spliced from 17 exons. The coding region runs from base 74 to 2284 and encodes 736 amino acids. NCBI's taxonomy places the organism in Eukaryota, Metazoa, Chordata, Mammalia, Perissodactyla, Rhinocerotidae. The record is from RefSeq and is a predicted model, not a curated record. Gene Ontology annotation, molecular function: metal ion binding; poly(A) binding. Gene Ontology annotation, cellular component: nucleus; cytoplasm.